AUGGACGACAUUCUUUUAAGAAGGCUUAGGCUCAUUAACGACAAACUCACUACGGACUUAGAAAUAAUUCCUGAUAUAGUAAAUUCAGAAAACUUAAUGCAGGCUCAAAUUGCAUACAGUAAAUUGGAAGCGUCUCUGAAAAGGCUUGGCAGCGACCUGAUAGAAUAUUUCAGACUAGCUUCGACUCCCGCGUCCGAUGAAAUCUGCUUAAUAAGUGAAGUACAACUUCAAGCCGAGGAGACUUUAGCGGAGCUUAAGGUGAAGAUCGACCAAGUGACUUCGACGAACAAACCUUCCGAGAAACUAACAGAACCGAACUCCUCGUGCCGACUUCCUAAACUUCAACUGCCGGUGUACAGCGGGGACGUACUAGCCUGGUGUGAAUUCUGGGACGUCUUCAGAAGCAACAUCGAUUCAAGGAACCUGCCUGAAGUGGACAAGCUAUCAUAUCUUAAGACUUCAGUGGCAGGAGAUGCCAAGAAAGCCAUUGACGGACUGUCAACUACUAAUGCCAACUAUGAUAUCGCAGUUUCGAUAUUGAAAGAGCGGUUUGGCAAGACGUCUCAUUUAAUAGAUGCACACUAUGCUGCACUAUAUAAGGUUAAGAUGGCAAAAGGCUCCGCUGAAGAUUGCAGGAAGACAUUCAACGAAAUUGAGAAGCAUCUUAAAAUUUUAGAGUCGUUAGGUGAAGAUAUUAACCACAAUCAUCUACGAUUCAUGCUAUUGGAGAAAUUUCCUUCGGAACUAGUAUACGAAAUAAAACUAAAAGUUAAUGAUGAAUCUAUACAGGAACUCAGAGGCCAGUUAGAUAGAAUUAUCACCGCUAAGGAGGAUUCAGAAAGGAUCUCGGGCAGGAAACGCCCUCAUGAAACGGAAGAUAGUACCGUUGGAACUCUUCAUAUAAACGCAAAACGUGCGAAAUACGCAAACCAACCCCAACCACAACACAGUAACCAGAAGAAACAAAACCAACAAGGAGGCUUUGAUAGAAGAUCGGUGCAGAUCAAGAAGUUUAUUGGUUUUAAGAAACAGAAUAAAGGGAACAGACCGAACCAAACUCAAACUUCAAAUAAAGGUCAAUCCGAACCUCAGCCAGGCCCCUCUGGAGAGAAGAAAGAAUGGGUAUGCGUCUUUUGCAAAGGGAAUCACUUUAAUGAUAAAUGCACUGAAGCUACUACCUUGGUAGAAAGAAAGAAACGACUAGGAAAACGAUGCUUCCUAUGUUUUAAGUUAAAUCACUUUAUGAAAGAUUGCAAGAUCGGUCAAGGAAGGCCCGGUGAAGAAACAGUUGUGACUGUCCUAGAAGAGGGUAUUACAACGCUCCAAACAGCAAUAGUUUAUGCAAACCCCUUAGAUGAUAAAAAUAAACAAUAUAAAUAUAGACUUCUUUUAGAUCCCGGUUCUCAACGCUCCUAUGUCACGUUUCAAACGGCCAAAGAAUUGAAGCUUCCCGUCGAAGAAGAAAGUCAUUUAGUAGUGUUCACCUUUGGUGAUGAUCCUCCUAAAGAAAUACACAGCCCUAUAGUUACUCUACAGUUGCUGUCAAGAACAAAUAAGAAGAUAGUUAUACGGGUUAACUGCGUAGAACGUAUUUCAAGAGGGUACAUACCUAAUGUCAAGAUGAAGGACUUACCGGAGACAUAUGUACUAGCGGAUGACGGUUCGUUAAGCGGACCAGUACAGAUUCUGGUCGGAAACGAGUACUAUUGUAACAUAACAUAUGAGAAGAAAGUACAAUUGGAUAGUAACCUGUUUCUGAUCGACUCUGCCCUUGGUUGGAUAAUAAGUGGUAGAACAGAAUCACAACUUAGUGACGAACCGUACGUAGUGACUUACACUCAGACUUGCAUUGAAACGAAGCUUCAUCAACCAGACCCACCUCUUUGUGAUGCUGACAUAAAGAGCCUUUGGGAACUAGAAUGUAUAGGUAUCAGUGAUUCCCCAAGAGCAACUAGAGAAGAAGAAGCGAUCAAGUAUUUCAACGAUACUACAGUUAACCUAAAUAAUCGUUACACGGUAAGCUGGCCUUGGAUAACUUAUCCACCUGACUUACCUAACAAUUUUGGAAUGGCCUUUGGUCGCUUAUCAAGCUUAUUGAAGCGUAUGGAUCAAGACACGUUACUAGCGUAUAGCGAUACUUUUAAACAACAAUUAGAUAAAGGUAUAAUAGAAAUAGUACCUACUUCAAGAAUGUCAAUGGGUAACCUCGUGCAUUACUUACCUUUCCACGGAGUACAUCAUCGAGGGAAACCUAUGAGGAUAGUUUAUGAUGCUAGCUCUAAGAGUAGCAAGGAUACGAAAAGUCUGAACGAAUGUUUGUACAGAGGACCACUCAUGUUAGAAGACCUCACUGGCUUACUUAUAAAAUUUAGAACCCAUCAAAUAGGUUUAACCUCAGAUAUUGAGAAAGCUUUUUUACAGAUGGCGUUGCAUGAAAAGGAUCGUGAUGUUACCAGAUUCUUGUGGCUCAAAGAUACCUCUAAACCGGUAUCUCAGGACAACCUACUAUACCUUAGAUUUUGUAGAGUACCAUUCGGCGUCAUUUCUUCACCGUUUUUACUUAAUGCAACUAUCAAACACCACCUGUCCAAAGCGGAAGACCAACAAGUCAAACAGAAAGCGAAUGACAUAUAUGUAGAUAACUUUGUAUCGGGUUCCAACACUACGGAUGAAGCGAUGGAGCUCUACAGAAACCUAAAAGGGUCUUUUCAAGAUAUUUCAAUGUCACUCAGGGAUUGGAGUUCGAAUUCUAAGGAAUUCAUGAAGAAGGUUUCUGAUACAUAUAAAAAAGAUAAAGUAAAGGUACUUGGGUUAGAAUGGGACAUCAAAAGGGAUACUCUUCAGUUGAAGCCUAACUUGCAAGAGGAAGCGGUAACAAAAAGAGGAGUACUGAAGACUAUCGCAUCAAUCUACGAUCCAUGUGGUUAUGCUGCACCCUAUACCCUAGCGUCUAAACUUUUUCUACAAAGACUUUGGAAGGCUGGAGUAUCAUGGGACUCACCGUUAUCAAGCGAACUAACGGAAGAAUGGAACAUAAUCCGACAGAAUUUGAAAGCCAUUGGAGAAGUGUCGGUGGACAGAUGCUACAUAAAGACACCAAUGGAAAGGAACUACCAACUACACUGUUUCACAGAUGCCUCUCUACAGGCUUAUGCAGCAUCAGUUUUUUUAGUUUGCGGUUCAAAGAGAAGUUUCAUUAUGGGAAAAUCCCGUCUGAUACCGGUAAAAGACCAGGAGAGUCUCAAGAUACCCCGUCUGGAACUUUUAGGAGUACUGAUUGGCAGUAGGCUAAUAAAGUUCGUUCUUAAGUUUCUUCAGCAGAAGAUAGUAAGGCAAGUCUUGUGGACCGACAGCCAGAUUGUUGUAGAAUGGUGCAAAUCUGAUAAACUGUUGCCACCCUUCGUUGCCAGGCGGGUAGAAGAGAUCAGAAAGAAUAAAGAUCUGGAGAUCAGAUACCUUUCAACAGACCUGAAUCCAGCAGACGUAGGCACCAGACCCACCUGUUCGAGAGAGGACAGAGAGAAAUGGCUGACUGGUCCACAAUUUAUAGUAGAAGAUCCUAAGACGUGGCCAACUACAACUAGCAGUGGACCAACCAGUUCUCUCUUGAUUGGGGAGGGUCUUGGAAUCCAAGAAGAAGAACCGAUGGAAACAGUUGAUCCAGACAUACCCGAUGUUAGUCCGAUGGAAACGAGACAUAGUGCAACCGCAAAAGAAGUAACCGCACAAGAAAAUGAUCAGACGCCAGAUGAUAAGUUUCUAAGGUUGAAAGAAAUUCAAGCUGAAUACUUUCCUCUAGAGGUAGAAGGAAAAGUAACUAGUUUAAGUUUGAAUUUAGGCGUAUUUAAAGACAUAGAUGACUUACGUAUGAAACAUGCAGACUGUUGCAGACUGGUCAUUUGA
This is a messenger RNA of Cydia strobilella, 3903 nucleotides long. RefSeq lists its product as uncharacterized. NCBI's taxonomy places the organism in Eukaryota, Metazoa, Arthropoda, Insecta, Lepidoptera, Tortricidae. The transcript has 2 exons. The record is from RefSeq and is a predicted model, not a curated record. Bases 1 to 3903 code for a protein of 1300 amino acids.